AUGUUGAGCAACAAAAGUGCCAGAUCAUUGGCGGUUAUUAGCCGGGCUAGUCUCAUGAGCCGAGCGAGUGGUCGAGCCAUUGGCAACACUAAUCAAAUGAUGAGAAUGGCAGGUAGUACUGGAUUUCACAGUUCUCGUGCUAGCAGAGCCGACCCACCUAGCGACAAAUCGCCAUUCCAGGUGUUUGUGGAUACAUUUAAGAAUGAAUGGAGCAAGAGCAAGGAGCUGCAGAACGAUAUCAAGGCCCUUCAGGACGAGACCGGCCGUAUGUCAGAGAGUGGAGCAUAUAAGAAAGCCAAAGAGGCUCUUGACAAAGCCAAGAGUGGUACUUCAGCAGCUUCUUCUGUCACAGGAAGGUCAUUGAAGAAAGCCGGUCAGGUUGUAGGGUCAGCAGCAGCUACUGCUUGGGACUCGCCCAUUGUCAAAACCACUCGUACUGCCGUGAACAAGACCGCCGAAUCGGUGGAUAAAGCCACUGAACCCAUUCGUAAGACUAAGAUGUAUAAAAACCUGAAAGACGUGAUUGACGACGGAUCCAGUAUGAGAUAUGGUGGAUUCGAAGAGAAGGAGGCUCGUCGACUAAGACGAGAGUUGGAAGAGAAGAAACGAUUAGAAGAAGAACUCCGAACCGGUGUUAAAAGAUAUGUCAAGGCUAAUCCAGAAGCUGGUGACAGUGUUGUUGUUCAUGAAACAGCCAAGCCCGAUGGCAAGUCUUGGAAAGACGAUUUCGAGAAGACUUCUGUUGGUAAAAAGGCUGCCGACUUGAAAAUGAUGUACGAAGAGUCUGAAAACGGGUUUGUGUCUACCAUUAGAUCCAUUGGUGAUACUAUUGGCUCUUUCUUCGCUGAGACUGAGAGUGGUAAAGUUGUUCGUCUGUUCAAGCAAAUGGACCCUUCAUUCAGCCAAGACGAGUUCCUGAAGGACGUUCGUCAGUACAUUCUUCCCGAGGUGCUCGAUGCCUAUGUCAAGGGUGAUAAAGAGACCCUUGGAAUCUGGCUCUCUGAAGCACCUCUCAAUAUCUGGGCUGCUUCAGCCAAGCAAUACCAAGAACAAGGUCUGUACUCUGCCGGCCGAGUUCUCGAUAUCCGAGGAGUUGACAUUCUCAGCGCCAAACUCCUUCAACCGGCCGACAUUCCUGUGUAUGUCAUUGGCUGUAGAGCCCAAGAAGUCCAUCUCUACAAAAACAUUAAGACCGACGAGAUCGCUGCCGGUGUCGAAGACGCCAUCCAGCUCACCACGUACGCCAUGGUCAUGACCCGUAUCCCCGAAGACAUGGACAACCCCGAGACCAAGGGCUGGAAGCUCCUUGAGCUCGUGCGUGGCCAGUCGCGCCAAUGGACUUAA
This is a messenger RNA of Sugiyamaella lignohabitans, 1344 nucleotides long. It is a transcript of the gene TIM44, whose product is annotated as Tim44p. Lineage: Eukaryota; Fungi; Ascomycota; Dipodascomycetes; Dipodascales; Trichomonascaceae. Gene Ontology annotation, molecular function: protein-folding chaperone binding. The transcript has a single exon. Gene Ontology annotation, biological process: protein import into mitochondrial matrix. Gene Ontology annotation, cellular component: mitochondrial inner membrane. The coding region runs from base 1 to 1344 and encodes 447 amino acids. The record is from RefSeq and is a predicted model, not a curated record.